AUGGUAAUGUGUUUUGCACCAAUGUAUAAACAUUACAGCGAAAGGGACGCAUGCAAUUUUUUUGUAUUUCCAAGUGAUCCAACUGAAUUGAAGCGAUGGUUAAUACUUAUUAAACGAAAGGACAGAGAUCCAGGGAAGCAUAGUCGGAUAUGCAAUUGCCAUUUUGUUGAUGGAGACAGAAUAGGCCCACAUUGUACGAUUACAAUAAGGGAAAGCAGUUUGAUGCAGCCAAAACUGCCCACAAACGGCAGAAGGAUUGUUGAUGAAGGUGACGAUGUAGCAGUUGUAGAAGAGAUGGAAGUUAUAAAUACACCAGAACAGGCUGUCUCGCAGCAAUUUCCAGCAAUGCUCGAAGCGGAAAAAUUUGUUUUAAAAGAGAAAUUGGAAACUUUAAAGGAGGGCGUAAAAAAUGUCCACAUCUUCGUUCCUACAAAUUCAGAAAAAUGA
This is a messenger RNA of Photinus pyralis (common eastern firefly), 447 nucleotides long. RefSeq lists its product as uncharacterized. Bases 1 to 447 code for a protein of 148 amino acids. The record is from RefSeq and is a predicted model, not a curated record. The transcript is spliced from 3 exons. Lineage: Eukaryota; Metazoa; Arthropoda; Insecta; Coleoptera; Lampyridae.